CUUCUGCGCGUCUCCCGGGCAACCGUAACCGUACUCCGUCUCGUUCGGGGGGAAAAAUGGUCGACAUCACUUGUCAGGACGCCUUUUACGAGAAUUUGACCCUUGGAUUGGUCAAGUUGUUGACUCAGACCCCAGGGGUGCAGGAUGUCCGCCUGGACAAGAGGACACCUUGCGAGCGGCUGCUGUUGUCCUCCUGGGAGCAGCGCCACUGCUGUGCCCUGCCAGACGACCUGCGCCAGUUCUACCUCUCGUCGGACGGCUUCUCCCUCACAUGGAACUAUCAGAACGCAGGGCAGCUGAUCCCACUCGGCCACAUGCGGGUCAACGCCAUCACCGAGCUGAGGCGCCUGGCGGGCGUCAAGUCCCUCGUCGACGCUGACAGCCCCACUCUGCUGGACGUGGAGAUCUGCCGUCAGGCGGCCGCGUCGGGUGCGGGCCAAGCACCGGGACCAAGCUGCACUGAACGGCCCAACUUUGGGGUCAAGUGCAAGAUAUUCGAGCUGGACCCCUGCCAGGGAAUGGCCAAAGUGUGCCUUGUCUACCUGGACAAGGGGUUAGAGCCCCGGCGCCCCGAGCCGCGCAUCUGGCUGCUGGACCGCUGCUUCGAAUGGCACUUCCUGGCGAGCGACUUCACCACCUACUUCCGCAUGAUGCUCGUACACCAGGGCCUUCCCCUGUGGCAGUUCCGCGGCACCCCCAUGGGCCUCACUCCCUGGGCUGAGCAAAUGCUGACGCUGAUUGCGCCGCAUCUGCUGCUGAAUCAGCCGGACUCGUCCGCGCAUGCUCUCCACACCAUGGAGUGGGCCGACGCUCCGUACAGCCACUUGGAUCCCACAAUAUUCAAAACUAGAUCCAAAGUUAAAAAGAAAUGAGAAGCGGACAUCCAUCGAAGGAAAGUUCACACGGCGUUGUGUUUUGUUUCAUUUUUUCAUUGUUUAUUUUCAAAGCUUAUAACUUUUAAAUAUUGGUACAAACGACUGAAUUACAAUAAAUUCCAACAUAAUAACAGAUUUAUACAUACAUGAAAAAAUGCUGAUUUUAAAAAUAACCUAGAUGAU
This is a messenger RNA of Frankliniella occidentalis (western flower thrips), 1058 nucleotides long. RefSeq names its product tubulin polyglutamylase complex subunit 2. Bases 57 to 872 code for a protein of 271 amino acids. The transcript has 5 exons. Lineage: Eukaryota; Metazoa; Arthropoda; Insecta; Thysanoptera; Thripidae. The record is from RefSeq and is a predicted model, not a curated record. Gene Ontology annotation, biological process: protein polyglutamylation.